GAACAAAAUUUUUAUAUUAGUAAAAUAACUGGAAUUUAAAUGUAUUAUGACAGAUUUUGCAUUUCUUACUGGAUCCGUAGGCUACUCCAAUGUAGGCCAUUCUCAAUUACAUUUACACUACACUUUGUGCGUAUGAGAAAAGCUAUGUGAUAUGUCCCGUUUCCCGCAUUUAUUUAUUUAUUUAUUUCCAUGUAAACUGCAGUCUUCAUAUAAAAACAUUGAUGGUUGAAUUUUAGCCCAGCGUUGAGGGCCCAGCUAGAUGUGAACAGAAUCUCCCAGUAAGCCCAAACCUCCGUGUUUUUACAGCGACAUGGUUCGACCAAGACCGCGGGAAUACAAGGCAGGGGAUCUGGUUUUCGCCAAGAUGAAGGGAUACCCGCACUGGCCAGCGAGGAUUGAUGAGCUUCCAGAAGGAGCUGUCAAACCUCCUGGCAACAAAUAUCCGAUCUUCUUCUUUGGAACCCAUGAAACUGCAUUCUUAGGUCCAAAGGAUCUUCUUCCCUACAAAGACUAUAAAGACAAAUUUGGCAAGUCUAACAAGAGAAAAGGUUUCAAUGAAGGCUUGUGGGAGAUUGAGAACAACCCUGGAGUGAAGUUCACAGGUUAUCAGGCCAUCCAAAAACAGAAUUCAUCAGAAAAAGAAGAGGGAAGAAACACCGUUGAUGGCAGCAGCGAGGGGGAUGAUGCUUACUCUGAGGAAGAACAUAACAAGAAACAGUUGGAGGAAGACAAGACUGAAUCUAAACGAAAAAAAAACAGCCUCUUCUAAGGUAUGAUGUGACAAGAAGAUGCAGGCUGGAAAUGAAGCGAGUUGAGAAAGUAGACUUUAUAAGUAUGACCAGACACUUUAAGUGCUUGUGUUAUUUUGUCACGUAAUUCAAAGUGUAAUUUAGAAUACCUGGAUGCAAUAACUACCCUUUACCAUGUCCUUGAUUGUGUAUGGGAAGGGGUGGUUUAUAAUACUUCUAGACAUUUUAUUUGUAAUUUCCCAUCAAAGAGGGACUUUGGGGAGUUUAUGGUGUAAACAAUUUAAAGAACCACCAAAAACAAAAUACUAUAUCAGAAAUCAUUAGUCCAGCAAUGAAUAAAUCCUGUUAUAUUUGUAUUUCUAGCGUUUGGUUUUGGCCUCUCAUUGUACAUUCCUUUUACCAUUUCAAGCAUGCUCUUAAAGGUCUUGUAAUCAUAGUAAAAUGAAGGGGUUUCAUGUACUUUGUAUAUAUUUCAACAUUUGAGGGAUUUACUGUGGUUUUACACAAACUCUUCCAUGUUGUUUCCUUGUGUGUUCUGCAAAUGUUGACCAGCAGCUACUAUCCCAGAUAGCAAAAUAUGAGUGAAUCAAUGUAGAAAUGUGGUUGGGCAGAACUAUUGAAUCAAUGUUGAAGCCUGACAUUUAAAUUAUAGGUAAAGAGGACGAUGACUUACAUGUUCAAUCAACGUUAAGUUUUCAACCAUAACUGAUACUAUAUCAAUGUUGAUUGAACCGUCAUCUACAUCUGAUGAAUCAAUGUUAUUUCAACGUUGAAUUAUGGUUAGGCAGAAAUAUUGAAUCCACGUUGAAGCCUGACAUUUUAAUUAUACAUAGGCAGAAAUAUUGAAUCCACGUUGAAGCCUGACAUUUUAAUUAUACAUAAAGUGGUCGGUGACCAGAGGUGUCAAGUAACUAAGUAAAAAUGCUUUGUUACCUUAUUUAAGUAUAAUUUUUUGUUAUUUAUACUUUAGUGGAGUGAUUAUUUUUUACCCUACGUUUUGCUUCUUCUCCUUACGUUUUCAAGCAAUUAUCUGUACUUUCUACUCCUUACAUUUUACAAAUAGUCUAAAGUUUUCAGCUUGUCUUUGUUCUGGCUUGUCAGUAAAAAAAAAACAAUCGAAACAAUCUGAUAAAUAGCGCUACCCGAACAAAGUGAUUUUGAUUAUGGUUGCAGGCAGUAGUGCACCAAGUUAUUUGUCAAACGCCCCAACAAAAACUUAUGAAGAAGAACAAAGCGUAGAAGAACAUUGUAUUUUUAGGAUUAUUUUGGUAUUUUUCUUUUUUGAUUAACUGAAAACACUGAAUACUGUAUACAGACAACCACACAAGGGUAAUUGUUAUAGGAGGGUAAUGCACUCACAAUAAAGUCCAGUUUUGCUAUCUUA
Molecule: messenger RNA, 2133 nt
Organism: Fundulus heteroclitus (mummichog)
Lineage: Eukaryota; Metazoa; Chordata; Actinopteri; Cyprinodontiformes; Fundulidae
Gene: hdgfl3
Product: HDGF like 3
Exons: 4
Coding region: 311-769 (152 amino acids)
Biological process (GO): regulation of transcription by RNA polymerase II
Cellular component (GO): nucleus
Molecular function (GO): double-stranded DNA binding; transcription coregulator activity
Source: RefSeq, a predicted model, not a curated record